AUGAAUAAUCAUCAUGGUUCCAAUUUAGAAGGUAACUUGUUCACCCAGGCUAAGGCAGGGGAUUCGCAACUUUCAUUAGCAGACAGGAAAAUCGCACUGUUGCAGUCUAUUUCUGAUAAGAAAGCGAAACUGAAAUACGACACUAUGCUUGCUGAAAGAAGAGAGCAGGUCAGCGAUGCAAUUGACGAUAUUGUGAGACUCGGUUAUAGCUACGAAAAUGUACUUAAGGAAUCCGGAAUCAAUGCUCAGUUUUUGAGAGACGCAUUCGAAAGCACAGGUCGAACGGUCCCGUUAACGGAGGACAUGGUGAUGGAUGCGCCUGAAGAUACACAUACAAAGAGACCCAAACAGUCAGAUCUGAAGCCCCUCAAUGAUAUCGACAAAGUCAACCUCAUCCGAAAGCACACAACACGUCCCAUUACACGAUCUUGGAAAAAACAGAAAGUAACAGAGGCACGGCCUGAAUGGCUAUCAAAUCUUGUGAUUGAUGUGACAAGCAGUGGAGAUGAUUCAGAACAUGAUCAGCUAAGUCGCAAACCUCUCAUCCCCGCAAGUAAUCGUCCUUCGCCGGAAUACCAGGUUGUGAACGUGAAUUCUGAAGUGAGUAGGAUCAGCAUGCGCUUGAAAAUCGAGAUUUCACGCCUUACACAGCGACUUCGAGCUGCACAAGACCUGCCAAUCGGCGAAGAUCUACUAACGUGUCUCCAAGACAAGAAAAGGACCAUGCAUGACGAUAUCACCCGUUUGUUCGAGGAAAUUGCAGCCAAAUCGAGGCACUGA
Lachancea lanzarotensis is the source of this 780-nucleotide messenger RNA. RefSeq names its product LALA0S05e09340g1_1. The coding region runs from base 1 to 780 and encodes 259 amino acids. The record is from RefSeq and is a predicted model, not a curated record. The transcript has a single exon. NCBI's taxonomy places the organism in Eukaryota, Fungi, Ascomycota, Saccharomycetes, Saccharomycetales, Saccharomycetaceae.